This is a messenger RNA of Suillus subaureus, 1496 nucleotides long. RefSeq lists its product as uncharacterized. The transcript is spliced from 6 exons. Lineage: Eukaryota; Fungi; Basidiomycota; Agaricomycetes; Boletales; Suillaceae. Bases 377 to 1318 code for a protein of 313 amino acids. The record is from RefSeq and is a predicted model, not a curated record.
GGACUAACCACAGCUGUCCGCUAUUCAUUUUACCAUCAUCAAGAAAUUCACGGUAAAGGCAACGAGACUGCAGGAGGCUCCGGUAGGGGUGCAGUCGGCAGACAGAUACCGCAUCACGCUUGGGCGAGAUUGGGGGUCAGUCCGUCAGAUCAGCGUGACGCAGAGAGAUAUUAUGGAAAACUCAACCGGACUAAUAAUCGCCAGCCAACCGGCGCGACCAAUUGCUACUAACCGGUUAAGAGGUUAAUUAAGCGGCACGACACCCAGGUGAUUGACCAUUUCCCAGCGGUGCUGGAGGUCUUAAUCUCUACUGUAAGUGAGACUAUUCAAACUCUCUCAUUGGGCUUGCAGACUCGGAGAACCUACCUUCAACGAGAUGGCUACGCCCACAGUUUCCACCUUCGUUAGCUCUGUGAUCCUGGUGCCCAUCGUCGUAGCGGUGAGCAGUGCUGCGAUUUCAUCCCUCCUAUCCUACGAGAUCGCUGGGCAGCUUGACUGGAGGCCGAUCACCGUAUGCGUAACAUGUGACAUUCUUGCUAUCGGUGUUGACCACCUGAAGGAUCAAGAAGUUGUCAUCGGUGCUUGGGGUGCGGCUGUCAUGAAGCGCUUUGCCCCCGUGUUCCACCUUGCCCGUAUUUUUCUGGCAUUUAAUGCGUCGCUUCUUGUGAUAGCUUUAUGUCGAAGCCCGCCAGGAACGACGCUUGUCACCGCAGUUUUUGCUGCCCCCGCUUUUCUGUGGGCAACGCCGCUUGAUCUUCGGCGGAUCGGUGUAGUACUGAAGAGCUUCAUAUGGGCAAAUUAUGAUCAAAAAGAAACGGAAUACGACCCACCCAGAUCUAAUGAACCAUUCAUAAUCAAACGAGUUCCUGGCAUGAAGGCUAUAUUUGACGGUAUCAUUCGAGGUUGUGGGACAUUCUUCGUCGUCCACUCAGCACUGCAGUUAUCAUGGGAAACGGCCAAUAACGCGCCUCCAUGGACGAUCAUUGAGAUUAUCAUUUGGUCGACGGUCAAUCGCACUUGUCAUUGCAUUAUGUCAGACAUACGUGAUUAUGACGAGGACGAGAAGGCCGGAGUCCCGACCAUACCCAUCCUUCUAGAGUCUCCUCUUAAGACUCGGAUAGUCUUGACUAUCGUUCAAGCAGCCGUUAUGAUGGCCUUCCUCCGCAAUCCAUUCAUUGUAGGAAGUUCCUGCUUCGCAAUUGCUCUUGUUUGGAUUUUGGGGAAAGAUUCUCCGAAAAUUUACUUCCGUCUCAGUCUCCAUUCACAAUCGAUAUUCAUCGCUAUGUACGCAGUUAUGUUCGCUUUGGACUUGCUCUAGACCACCAUUGUAUAGGUCAAAAGAUUCUUAGAAAGCGCAGCCUCCAUUCUCGGUUAACAUUCAUUGUACUUGUGCUGUUAUGUAUGGUCUAGACCAUUGUUGUACGUCUUAGAGUUGAAAGAUUUUCGAAAUUUAGGUACUCACGUCUCAACCGAAUUUAUUCAAAUCAUGAUCCAGA